UACUUUUAGCGACUGGAAAGACACAGCUGGGGAAGAGCUAGCACGAAGUUCCGUUUUAGCUAAAAGUACUGAGAUCUUUCCCUCCGCGAAUUUUGUUAGAGGCUAUGAUUUCUCUAAGGGCACAGAUCUUGAGGCUAUUAUGCACAGUUAUAAAACUGUUGGCUUCCAAGGGACCAAUCUUGGUAUCGCAUUCGACAUAGUGAAUGAGAUGAUUAACUGGAGACCUCCGCAGGAGUCUGUUGCUGAAAUUUCUCAGAAAACUGAAAAAAUAUUAAAAUCUUGCCAAGAAAUUAGGUGUACGAUUUUUUUAGGUUAUACUUCUAAUUUAAUAUCAUCCGGGAUAAGGGAAAACAUUUUGUUCUUAGUGAGGAACAAAAUGGUGGACGUUUUGGUUACAACUGCAGGUGGAGUCGAGGAGGACUUGAUUAAGUGUCUGGCACCCACCUAUAUUGGUGACUUCGACUUAAAAGGUGCCGAGUUACGAGAACAAGGCCUUAACCGAAUAGGGAAUCUACUUAUACCCAAUAGUAACUAUAUAAGCUUUGAAGCAUGGCUCUGCCCUAUUCUCGACGCUUUGGUGGAAGAGCAGAAGAGUUUAGGUACUCACUGGACACCGUCGAAAGUUAUUAAAAGACUUGGCAAGGAAAUUAACAACGAAGAUUCCAUCUAUUAUUGGGCGUAUAAAAAUGAUAUUAAUGUUUAUUGCCCUGCCUUGACGGACGGGUCUAUAGGCGACAUGAUAUUCUUUCACUCUUUUAAACAUCCUGGUUUGAGGCUAGACAUCGUGGAAGAUCUACGACAACUCAACUUUGAGGCACUGAGAGCCGCACGAUCGGGCUUGAUCAUUCUGGGUGGUGGCUUGGUUAAGCACCACAUUUGUAAUGCCAACUUAAUGCGCAACGGAGCUGAUUAUGCCGUUUUUAUCAACACCGGGCAGGAGUACGACGGCAGUGACGCCGGUGCCCGACCCGAUGAGGCUGUUUCUUGGGGAAAGUUGGCCUUGCAGGCUCGGUCGGUUAAGGUAUUUGCUGAUGCCACUAUUGUUUUUCCGCUUCUCGUUUCACAGACUUUCGCUAAAAGUUUCGUGCCCAAAUAA
Molecule: messenger RNA, 1096 nt
Organism: Zophobas morio
Lineage: Eukaryota; Metazoa; Arthropoda; Insecta; Coleoptera; Tenebrionidae
Product: probable deoxyhypusine synthase
Exons: 9
Coding region: 140-1096 (318 amino acids)
Biological process (GO): peptidyl-hypusine biosynthetic process
Cellular component (GO): cytoplasm
Molecular function (GO): deoxyhypusine synthase activity
Source: RefSeq, a predicted model, not a curated record